UUGAAGACGAUAACCGGAAGCUGUGUGAGUUUCACAUCUGGCUUUACAUCUGGAGCGCUACGGACUUGUUGCCCUACCUCCUCCUCCUCCCUUCUUUCCACUUCUCUCCCCUCACGUCCCCUCUCCGGCAGCGGCUCCCUCUCCCUCUGGUACCUUUUUCCGGGUUCCCUGAUGGAUUCCUGCAGAUCCUUCGAGCUUCUGCUCUUCCUUCACGUGGCGAUCUGCAGUCCCGGCCCGCUGGUGGAUGUGGUGGUGGACCGCUACCACAUACCCAGGAGCUGCCCCCGAGAGGUGCAGAUAGAGGACUUUGUCCGCUACGAUUUCAACGGGACCUUUUUCGAAGAUGGGAAAAAGUUUGACUCCAGCCACGACAGGGGCAAAGCCUUCAUUAGCCAGGUGGGGCUGGGCAGGCUGAUCACAGGGAUGGACCGGGGCCUGCAGGGCAUGUGCGUGGACGAGCGCCGGAGGAUCACCGUCCCCCCCCACCUGGCGUACGGCAGCAUCGGCACAGGUGCGAGCCCACGCCCGUGCACACCCGUGCACGCCCUGCCGCCGACUCUGGUGGGUCAUUCUAAACCCCUAACGCUGCUGCCCCCCCCCCUCCCCCCAGGUGGAGUGAUCCCCCCGGACGCGGUGCUGGUGUACGACGUCCACCUGCUGGACAUCUGGAACGCCGAGGACCAGGUGCAAACCCGCACCCUGGUCAAGCCCCCCGACGGCUGCCGGCGCGUGAGCGCGGCCUCAGACUUCAUCCGCUGCCACUUCAACGGCACCCUGCUCACCGGGGAGGCCUUUGACUCCAGUUACUGGAGAAACGGCACCUAUGACACCUACCUGGGACAGGGCCACCUGAUCCAAGGCCUGGACCAGGGGCUCCUGGGAAUGUGUGUCGGGGAGAGGCGGACCAUCAUCGUCCCACCUUUCCUGGCAUUUGGAGAGAAAGGCCACGGAACAAAGAUCCCCCCUCAGGCCACCCUCGUCUUCGAGGUGCUCAUGGUUGACAUUUUUAACCCAAAGGACGACCUGAUCGUGGAGGUGAAGGAGGCCCCCGCCGGCUGCAGCCGCCGGACGGUGGCCGGCGACUACAUCCGCUACCACUACAACGGCACCUUCCAGGACGGCGCCGCCUUCGACUCCAGCUACCAGAGGAACAGCACCUACAACACGUACGUGGGCAUGGGCUACGUGAUCCGGGGCAUGGACCGAGCCCUGCUGGGGCUGUGCGUGGGCGAGAAGAGGCGGGUCACGGUCCCCCCUCACCUGGCCUACGGCGAAGCGGGAGUCGGAGAUUUCAUCCCCGGCUCCGCUGUGCUGAUCUUUGACAUCCACGUCAUCGACUUCCACAACCCCAAAGACCCGGUGCAGAUCAAAGUGACCCACAAGCCCCCGCAGUGCGAUAAGACCAGCGAGGCCGACGAUCUUAUCCAGUACCGCUACAACUGCUCCCUGAUGGACGGCACCCUGCUGUACUCCUCGGACCAGCAGGACGCGCCUUCGGUCACAACUCUGGGAGCCAAUAAGGUCAUCCUGGGACUGGAGGAGGGUCUGAAGGGCAUGUGUGUGGGCGAGAGGAGGGAAGUGGUCAUUCCUCCCCACUGGGCGCACGGUGAAGAUGGAGCCGGAGACGUUCCCAAAAGCGCGGUGCUGCUGUUCGAACUGGAGCUGUUGGAGCUGCAGAAAGGCGUGCCCGAAGGCUUCAUGUUUGUGUGGCUCGGAGAGACCCCCGAUCCCCUCUUUCAAGCUAUGGACCUCAACGGGGACAAACAGGUUCCUCUUGAUGAGUUUUCAGACUUCAUCACGCGGCAGGUUAAAGAGGGCAAGGGUCGUCUUCGGCCGGGGUUCGACGCCAGCACCAUCAUCAGGGACAUGUUCGAUAACCAGGACCAGAAUAAGGACGGGAAGAUCGUGGAAGACGAGGUGAAAAUCAGGGUGGAUGAGUCGGCCAGACGAGACGAGUUGUGAGGGGAAGGCCCUGGAGCUGCGGCGGCGGAGGACGAGUUUGUUGAAAAUGUUUCAGAGGGAAAAAUUCUGUGGAGCCUUUAAGACGGUCGGAUUGCUGCUAAGUACUAUUACCCAUAUGCAGACCCUUUAUGGGUCCAUUAGGUUUCAGCUGCAUUGAAUAAAUGUCAUCAGGAUGCUGAAGCCAAAGUAGCCGACUUAAAUGUAUUAAAUGUAUAAAAUGUUAUUUAUAUCAUUCUAACGCGUCGUCUCUUGUGGUCAAAGGACAACAGACUGUUCUCAAAUAAUUCAUCCAUCUUAAAAAAAGCAAACUUCUGCUCGAUAUAAAAUGACUGAAAACUACAAGCUGUCCAAUGUUUUGUGGGACCGUACAAUAACAGAUAAUGGAAACUGAUGUAUUAUGAUGUG
Molecule: messenger RNA, 2367 nt
Organism: Menidia menidia (Atlantic silverside)
Lineage: Eukaryota; Metazoa; Chordata; Actinopteri; Atheriniformes; Atherinopsidae
Source: the annotation of a GenBank genome assembly